Salvia hispanica is the source of this 1660-nucleotide messenger RNA. RefSeq names its product alpha/beta-Hydrolases superfamily protein (gene AXR4). Lineage: Eukaryota; Viridiplantae; Streptophyta; Magnoliopsida; Lamiales; Lamiaceae. The record is from RefSeq and is a predicted model, not a curated record.
UAUGACAAAUCCCUCAUUUUAUUGUGUAGAUUUUCUUCCACUAGACCUCUGUCAGUCCAUGCCUGCUGCCCAGCAAUGGCCAUCAUAACUGAGGAGCCACAAUCACCGCCGCAGCUCCGCCACCGCAAAUCCAAUCCAAAACCACCCAACCCCGCCUCGCCGCCCUCCACAUCACCACCAUCCAAAUCCGCAGAAACCACCGUGAACCCAUUUCACUUCUGGUUCUACUUCACCCUCCUCGUCUCCCUAAUCACCCUCUCCUGCGUCCUCAUCUCCUCCUCCCUCUCCCAUCAAGACCCCAAGGCCUGGUUCCUCAGCCUCCCCCCACUCCUCCGCCGCCACUACUCCAAUGGCCGAACCCUCAAGGUCCAAACAGCCCUCAAUCACCCCCAAGUUGAAGUCUUUUCCAUCCAGCAAGGCUCAAUCGACGCAGAAAGCCGCGUCCUCAUCGUCCACGGCGCAGGUUGUAGCUCCUUCUCUUUUCAAGAUGUUGUUAGGGAGUUAGGCAGUAGGAAGAAUGUGCGCGCUGUAGCGAUUGAUCUCCCGGGAUCCGGUUUCUCGGAUAAAUCGGUUGUUGUGAUGGAGGAGAGUUUAGGUGGGAGUGAUCCUUUUAGCAAGAUGUGGGAUGUGUAUCAGGAGAUUAGGGAAAAAGGUUUAUUUUGGGGAUUUGAUCAGCUUGUUGAGCAAGGGUAUGUGGAGAAUGAGGUGAAGGUUGUGAAGAGGGAGAGAGUUAAACCUAUAGAAUUGGGGAGUGAAGAAAUGGGGAGAGUUUUAGGGCAAGUGGUGGAUUCGAUGGACCUGGCUCCUGUGGAUUUGGUGUUGCACGAUUCGGCCUUAGGGCUGAGUGCCAACUGGAUAUCCGAGAACCGGGGAUUGAUUAGGAGUGUGGUGGUUCUUGAUGGUGCUCAUAGUGGGAUGGCGUUGCCUCUUUGGGCUGUGGGAGUACCUGUGGUGAGGGAGAUUGUGUUGGGAUUUAGGUCUGUGUUCGAGAUGGUUCUUGGAAAGUGUUGUGUGAAGUCAGUUGUUGCAGCCGAGGCUGAGGCGCAUAGGAUUCUGUUGAAGGGGAGGGAUGGGGCAAGUGCUGUGGUUGGGAUGGGGAAGAAGCUGAAUUGUAGCUUUGAUUUGUCUGAAUGGAGUAGUCGGGAUAGUGUUAGAGGACUGCCAUUCCAAGUGAUUUGGUCUGGUGGCUGGUCUGAUGAAUGGACCUCUGAGGGGCGGCAAAUGGCUGAUGCUCUUCUUCAGGCUAAAUUUGUCACUCAUUCUGGCGGGCGAUGGAUGCAGGAACAUAAUUCAGAGGAGGUAGCUGAGAGCAUCUACGAGUUUGUGUCCUCGUUACCAAAACCAUCCAGAGAAGUCGUACAAGAAACGAUCCCUAAUCAUUCCCAGGACAAGUAUACUGAUAAAAGCAACCACCAACACGACCAAGGCCACGGGCACGGUCACAGCCACCAUGGUCAUGGACACGGGCUCGGCCACCACGAGCAUGCUGGUUACAUGGAUUCAUAUGGUAUGGGGCAUGGAUAUGGCAUGUGAUUUCAUUUUGUUGGUCUCGUUCAUGCUCCCCCAAUAGUGGCAUUUUGGACAGAAUGAUCUUUGUAGCAUUAGUGUUUGUUGUAAUUUUAGCCAAAUUGGCCUAUAAAUUAUUCAUUUUCUUGUUUUA